AAAAUGGGGUUGUUCAACAUCUCAUUGUUACUCACUUGUCUCAUGGUAUUAGCCAUAUUUCACUCUUGUGAGGCCCAAAAUUCACCCCAAGACUAUCUUGCGGUUCACAACGAUGCCCGUGCCCAAGUCGGAGUCGGGCCAAUGUCUUGGGAUGCCAACUUGGCAUCCCGAGCACAAAACUAUGCCAACUCAAGAGCGGGUGAUUGUAAUUUGAUUCAUUCUGGUGCUGGGGAGAACCUUGCCAAGGGUGGUGGUGACUUCACGGGGAGGGCAGCCGUGCAAUUGUGGGUGUCCGAGAGGCCAGACUAUAACUACGCUACCAACCAAUGUGUUGGUGGAAAAAUGUGUGGACAUUAUACUCAAGUAGUCUGGCGCAACUCAGUCCGACUAGGUUGUGGUCGGGCUCGUUGCAACAAUGGGUGGUGGUUCAUUUCUUGCAACUACGAUCCUGUAGGCAACUGGGUUGGAGAACGUCCUUAUUAAAGUAUCGUCUAUUUCUGACAUGUUGCUAGUACUAAAUAAAAUUUCCAUAUUACAUGUCUAGGAAUUAAAAUGAUAAGUGGAUCGGAUUGAUAUCCUAUUAUUAUUGUUGUUGUUGUUGUUUCCCUUUGAUGUUGCUAGUAUGAAUAAUUCCACGUACCAUAUGUUCAUGGUAUCGUGGCUUAGGUUCUUUACUUUUUCAAAAUUAUGAAAUUUAUAUAUUUA
Molecule: messenger RNA, 705 nt
Organism: Solanum lycopersicum (tomato)
Lineage: Eukaryota; Viridiplantae; Streptophyta; Magnoliopsida; Solanales; Solanaceae
Source: RefSeq